Molecule: messenger RNA, 426 nt
Organism: Ilex paraguariensis (yerba mate)
Lineage: Eukaryota; Viridiplantae; Streptophyta; Magnoliopsida; Aquifoliales; Aquifoliaceae
Source: the annotation of a GenBank genome assembly
AUGACUCGAUCCAAAAAAGGCCAAUAUUCAAAAUUCAAUGCCCAAAGCGCCUUCCAAGAAAAGAGGAAGAGGACAAGAACAAUAAGAAGAGGUGCUUUGAAGGAAACCUCAACGAAACCUCCUUCUCAAGGUGAGAAGGAGAACGGGCCUUCAUCUUUGCCAUUUGAGCAUAAAGUUUUCUCAUUUUGCAUCCCAAGAGAUAGGUGGGAUAAGGAGUUCUUCAAACUACAGGAAGGAUCUAGCUUGUCCACAAGUGUGGCAGAAUUCGUCGAUAAGUCUUCUGCCCAUCGAGAGGUUUCAUUCAUUGAUAAAUUGCCCAUCUAUGUGAGGGAGCUGAUUUCUGGAGGUGCUGCUGGAGCAUUUGCCAAAACUGCAGUUGCUCCCCUGGAACGAAUUAAAAUCCUCUUUCAGGGUUCUUCUAGUUGA